UUGCGGUUGGGUCUCUUGUGAGGAUUAAGCACCCCUUCCAGUAGCCUGGGACGCCUUCUGUGUUACAGAAUCUGCCUUCAGGUCCAGGGAUUUCCUCUAAUAUGUUGGAUAAAGCCAAGACACUCCAGCCUGCCUAUGUCGGGAUUGUGCCGCUUGCAGAGACUGUGUCAAAGCAAGGGAAGAGCUAUUCAAGCACAUAUCAGGAUUCAUACCACAGCUUACGAGAAGUGCUGCAGUUGAAGCUCCAGCAGCGACGCACACGGGAGGAGCUGGUGAGCCAAGGGAUCAUGCCGCCUCUGAAAAGUCCAGCUGCAUUUCAUGAACAAAGAAGGAGUUUGGAGCGGGCCAGGACAGAGGACUAUCUGAAACGGAAAAUCCGGUCCCGGCCAGAGAGAUCAGAGCUGGUUAGGAUGCACAUUCUGGAAGAGACCUCAGCUGAACCCUCCUUGCAGGCUAAGCAGCUGAAGCUAAAGAGAGCCAGACUGGCAGAUGACCUCAAUGAGAAGAUAGCGCAGAGGCCAGGUCCCAUGGAGCUGGUGGAGAAGAACAUCUUGCCUGUGGAAUCGAGCCUGAAGGAAGCCAUUAUUGUUGGACAGGUGAACUACCCAAAGGUUGCAGACAAUUCCUCCUUUGAUGAGGACAGCAGUGAUGCCCUCUCCCCUGAACAGCCAGCCAGCCAUGAGUCCCAGGGGUCUGUCCCAUCGCCGAUGGACUCCCGGAUUUGUGAGCCUCUCCCUAGCGCCACUGGCACAUCACUAGCUCAGGGUACAUCCCAACUGCAGAUUAGUGCAGACUCCAGUGAAACACUUUUCCUACCUGAACAGCCACCCCCGCCUCUGCCACCUCCUCCUCUUCUGCCCCCUAGUCUUACCAAUGGAGCAGCUCUUACUGCUGCCAAGCCCCCACCAACACUCAUUAAGCAAAGCCAGCCCAAGUCUGCUAGUGAGAAGUCUCAACGCAGUAAAAAAGCCAAGGAGUUGAAGCCGAAAGUCAAGAAGCUUAAAUAUCAUCAGUAUAUUCCCCCGGACCAAAAGCAGGACAAGGGAGCUCCUCCCAUGGAUUCAUCCUAUGCCAAAAUACUGCAGCAGCAGCAGCUCUUUCUCCAGCUUCAGAUCCUCAACCAGCAGCAGCAGCACUACAACUAUCAGACCAUCCUGCCAGCCCCACCAAAGCCUCCAGGAGAGCAGCAGAGUGGUGCCAGUGCCCCUGCUGUACGCAAUCUCUCUGCCACAGUCAGCAGCACAUCUUCAGUAUCCUCUGGUUCCAGUGGGCUGAUGCGACAAAACAGUAAUGCUGCAGUGGGCAAGCCUGGCCCUCUCCCUGCCAACCUAGAUGAGAUGAAGGUAGCAGAGCUGAAGCAAGAGCUGAAGUUGAGGGCCUUGCCUGUCUCGGGCACAAAGACGGACCUGAUUGAGCGUCUCCGAGUUUACCAAGAGCAGAACGGUGCAGCUGGCCAAACAACCCCCGCUCCCAAGCCCAGCACAGCAGCCAUCCUCCCAAAAGCUGCCGAAGUGGUGGUAGCCUUCCCAGCUGCCAGGCUGAGCACAGGGCCAGCCCUGGUCACCACUGGCAUUGCACCAGCAGAAGUAGUUGUGGCCACAGUCACCGGUGGCGGCGUGAUGAAGUUCGGCAGCACAGGCUCGACUCCUCCUGUUUCUCCAACUCCUUCUGAGCGCUCACAAAUGAGCACAGGGGACGAGAACUCGGCCACCGGAGACACCUUUGGAGAGAUGGUGACUUCACCCCUGACCCAGCUCACCUUGCAGGCGUCUCCAGUGCAGUUCCUGGUGAAGGAAGAAAACUCCAAGUCUGCCUCCUGCAGCGUAAAUGCAGCACCCAGGUCAGAGCGGUGUAGCACUGGUAACAGCAGAGAUGCAGAAGUUAGGGACAAAGACCAGAUGCUGCAGGAGAAGGACAAGCAGAUCGAGGAACUCACCCGCAUGCUGAAGCAGAAGCAGCAGCUGGUUGAGAUGCUUAGGCUACAGCUAGAGCAGGAGAAGCGCUCUCAGCAGUCACUACCGGCCCCAGCGGCUGCAGGAGAAGGAACAGUCCUUGCCUCUAACCCAGUAGCAUUUGGCACUCAGGUCAAGAGUGAAAACGGUUUCCUGAGCUGCCAGUCUGCAAAGCAAUCCAGUGGCCAAACAGACCAAUUCAGCCCUGCACCAACCGCUAGCCAAAUGGACACUUCGAAUCCAAGCCCAGUGCCAAAGAAAGCCGUGACAGUGAAGCAGGAGGUGCCAGCCGCGGAAGCAGAGCCACCGUGCCAGUCCCACAGCCCGCGGCUUUUCCUUGGCCAGCAAGGGAGCGCCCUGAGCGACCUCAUCAAGGGCAGCCCUCCCCCCACCCUCAUCACCGACUCCACAGGGACCCACAUCGUCCUCACCGUGACCAAGCAGAGCGCCGAGAGGCAGGGCCUCUCGCCCCACGGGAAGGCAGGGAGUAGCUGCCCGGCCUUGCAGAGAGUACAAUCAUCGCCCGCUAAAACUUCCAGCCAACCACCGUGUCAGCUACCUGCAAGCACCCCUCAGCAGCCCACGCAACAGCAGAAGCAGCAGCCCACGCAGAAGCAGCAGCAGCAGCCCCUGCAGCAGCAGCAGCCCAGAGGACUAAACCAAUCUGUCAGAAAGGGUCAGAAGCCAGGUCUGCAGGUGGUCACGGGGCAGCUGCCCCACACCAUAUUGUCUUUCUCAGCACCUCCAAACCUGCAGCCCUUCUUCCCCAACGGUUUCCACAACAGGUCCCUGAAUAUUGGUGCUCCUGGCAAAGUUGGCUCACCCAGUUUGUCAAAAAAGCCCUCAUCGCAGCCCGGCUCUCCUGCUGCCCCUUCCCCAUCCCAGAUGGACCUGGAGCAGCAACAGCACACGUCGCUUUUUGGAACUCCUCCACCUCCUCUCCCUGUUCCCUCGGUCCCAAUGAAAGAGCCACCAGGCUAUGAAGAGGCCAUGAAGCAACAGCCAAAGGCCCAGGAGAACGGCUGUUCCAGCCAGCAGAUGGACGACCUGUUUGACAUUCUCAUCGAAAGUGGAGAGAUUUCUGCUGACUUCAAGGAUCAGUCGUCCCCAGCUGGGAAAGAACCGCCUGUGGCCCCAGCCUGCUCCCCACCGCCCAGCAGCCACCAUUCCUCAGAGCUGGCGGUGCCGGUGUCCUUGGGGCAGCCGGUGCCCGUGGGCCGGCUGGAGGACUUCCUGGAGAGCAGCACCGGCCUCCCGCUGCUGACGGCAGGCCACGACGGGCCGGAGCCCCUGUCCCUGAUUGAUGACCUCCACAGUGAGAUGCUGAGCAGCUCGGCCAUCCUGGACCACCCGCCUUCACCUAUGGACACCUCGGAAUUGCACUUUGCUCAUGAGCCAUCCGGGGGCAUAGCCCUGGAUUUGGCUGAGGCUAACUUGGACAGCAUGGACUGGCUGGAGCUGCCGGGGGGGCCCGUCAUGAGCCUGGCUCCCCUGAGCACCGCGGCUCCCAGCCUCUUUUCCACAGACUUCCUUGAUGGACAUGAUCUGCAGCUGCACUGGGAUUCUUGCUUGUAACUCUGUGAGCAGAGACUGAAGGGAAUGGGAGCGGGAGGGCACAGGCAUGCAGGGGGGGGAGAGGCCAGUCAACCAAAAAAAAAAAAAAAAAAAAAAGGAAAAAAAAAAAAAAAAAAAGAGAUGAGCUCCUAGUAUUUGUACUCCUCCCCCAACAGUGUCCUUCCUGCACGAAGCCGGCAGUGGUAGCAAAGGCAGACCCGCAGCUCGAGUCGCUGCUGCCUGGGCCGGGCCAGGGCAGGGAGAAUGGCUGCUGGGGGAAGAAGCGGCUGCAGGAGCUCCGGGGCUGAUGGUCUCCUGCCCCCUCAGUGCAGCCUGACCCAGCUCGGGUGCGAGUGGGGCCGGAUGCCCCUCUUCCUCCAGGCGGGAACAGCGAUGGCAGCGCAUGGGAGGCAGGCACGAGUUCCCUCACGCCUCGCAGAGGGGCACAGCGCGACUGGGCCUGAGCCGUUUCCAGAAGCAGCACCCCGCGCCUUGCUGGGAUUGGCAAAUCGAGGAGGUUUAACGGUUGCAGAAGGGGAUUCUACCUCUGGAGCAGGACACAGAAGGCGGGAGUGCUGGCUGGGGGCACGGCUGCCCUCUGCACCCCCUCCCGUCUGUCAGGGGAGGGCCUGUUCUGCCGCAGCGCUGCGAGGAGCUGGGCAGAACGGGCACCUUUUCCAAACGUAGCCAAAGGGAACCAGGGUUCCCCCCACCCCAACCUGGUAAUGUCUCAGCUGGUUUCCCAAAUAUUGCUGAGCUUGGCAGAGGCCUGCCUGCUUGCUUCACUCACUUUGGGCUGCAAAACAGAUUUUUAAGGUGCUAAAAUCCAGGUCCUUAUAUGUUAAAAUCUGUCCUUCGCUGCCCCAGACCUCUGGCUGUGCCUGGAAGCUAGCCUUCAGGCACACCCCCGUCCCCCCCAGCUUCCACAGCGCUGGUGCCAUCCCCAGGUGAGCAGGGCAGUCAGUCUGUAGUCUGUGGUGGGGGUUAGGGACAAGAAAUCAUCCGUGUGUCCUGGGGAGCGCGUGAGGGGCACAGCUAGCGAUGAGCAACAUAUCAUUAGGGGCCAUGUGCAAUCUGUCUCUUGCCUUCAGCUGUGCUGUUGCCUCCCUGUAGCAGGUGCCCCAGUGGAAAGCAGCAGCCCAACAGGCAAGGAAGGGGAAGCGGCACUGCAAAAAGGGUGUCGUGAGGCUCAACCCAGGUCCCAGCUCAGGAGUGCGACUGUGAGGGCCGCUUUCUGGGAGGAGUGGGAGCCUGAAAGCAAGUAAUGGGCAGCUGACCUCCGCUCUUCCUUCCCUCCAGGCCCACGGGGUAAAAGGCAAAAGCAAAUGGCUGCUUCCUGGGAGCUGCCGCCCGGUGUCCAGCCAGCUGUGGCCACGUAGGGCCUGGGGCUGCUGACUGACGAGCGGGCGGAUGAGUACCCCACGCCCCCCCCAGCCAUGACGAUGCUAUUCCUUGUGCAGGGUUUUGCGUUGGAAACCCAGGCCUGUGGCUCUCUCCUGCGCUGUUACCACCGUCACUUUUAAAUUCCUGUGUAACUCACCGCCAUAUUAUUUACCUGGUGAGCCGUAGCCUCGCUGUGCUCCACGCAGCCGCCUGGCCGCACAGCUUUCCCUGCUUUGGCCUCGAGCUGGGUCCGGGCUGCGGGGCGGCAUUCCCAAGGGCAGGGCUGGAGGCAGCGGCUUUUGAAAUUGUACGGACUGAGGUGCUGACCCUGCUCAGGCAAUGGAAGGAAAAAACUGCCAUCCUUUUUAGUAUCUCCUUGAGGAUGCUGUCCUCACCUUUGCCCCAUGCUGGGCUGCAGUGCUGCCUGCUGGGGAGGGGCACACACUGCUCCCCUUCCCCUUUGGUACCCAGCACUCUUCCUGGGGGGGCCUUACCGCAGGGGGGGCAGGUACCCCUGCUCCGGGGCAGGUGACUGCCAGCCCUGCACGCUGUGCUCUCCGUCAGCCACUGAACUGGCAGCCAGGUGGGGGUCAUGCCUGUUUUGCAGCUGGGCGAAAAUCCUGCUUUCCUGAGCCCUAUUUGCUUGUUAACUGCAUGGGGAGCCACUUUCUUAAUCAUUUGGAGGUGAAGCCUGCUGGCAGCUUCCUUCCUUUCUGCCCCCUUCUUCCCCCCCCCAGUUGUAAGCAAGUCAGAGCCUCUUAUCUGCUUCCUUCAGUGUCUGGGUUGGAGAGGGUAUCCCCUUCCCCCCCCGGCACCCACUUUCUGUUGCCCAAACUACAGUGUCAUGUCCUAAAAAUCAGAAUAACUGGGACUGCUGGACACCCUCUUUGACCCCCCCCAUCCCUCCCCAGUUCUCUCCUGGUGCAGCCCUGGUGCUCACUGGGAGCAGAGAGUGCAUUAGUAAUUGCCUUACAGAGCUCCGCUGGGGCAGCUGCCCAGCCAUGGGACCAGGUGGGCACAGGAGGCAAGUGCUUUCUUAGGAGGAAAGGGUGGGGGGCAAGGGGAGGAUCUUUCAACUGCUAAGGGGAAAAAGUGAGGGUACCUAUUUGUCAAACUGAAGCAAAAUCAGCUGCUUUUAGCCCACAGUGAGCAGUAGCCCCCACGAAAACCAGCUGUGUGAUAUCUUUUAUACAAAUAAUUACAAAGCUGCAAACAGUAAAUAAAGAAUGAAAUUACCGAAGUGCAAUGAGCUCCUCGAGGAAGGUGGGAGCACUCCCGGCCUGACCCAGCCACGGUUCCUCACGCUGGGCCAGGCAACCCCGUCUUUGCUGGCAGAGAGCUGCCAGUGCCCAUUACCAAUAUAGCCCUUCCCCAGGGUUGAGGGUGAAAGGCUGAGCUCACAGCUGCUCCCUUUCACCUUUAUCCACCCACCUUCAUUUGUGAAACUUUGUAGGAAUUAAUUUAAGUACCUUAAAUUUGCCCAACAACAUACUUGAAAUUGGUUGAUGGGCUCAAGAGCCCUCAAGGAGUCCAGACGAUACAGAACCAUGAGCCUCACCUCCUGAGGAAAGCAGCUAACCUGCCAGAGCCCCUCUGCCAGGAGAGCGAGCGAUAACCCGGUGCCCGUGGGCAGGGGGGAAGAUGGUGCCUCAUCCCAGGAAAUAGUAGGAAGUCUUUUCCCCAAGCAGUGCCCAGAGCAGGCUAGCCCAGUUCUCUGCUUUCUUACUAUUAUUUGUUUGAACAAUAGUUCAAUAGUUCUGUCGGAAGAGGUAUUCCCCUGGACGUACAUUUUUGCACCCACUGGGAAAAACGAAGUCUGAUGUUCUGCCUCUACCUUGAAUGUAAUCCUGAAUCUUUCUGCUGUAACCACUACUUGUUUGUAAUGUGUAUUUGACUAGUACGCACUCUCCCUUCCACUAUGCAGCAAACAGUGAGGGGUGAUCAACACCAUCGGAGACAGAUGGUGUUGGGGCAUCGGAUCCAGAGCGAGUAUUCAACUGGAAAAGGAUAAAAGUGACAAGUUAACGGGGGAGAGAAUGGAUCUUUAAAUUGAAUUAUUUUUUCAGUUACAAAUAUUUGAAAAAAAAAAAUCCAUUUUAUUAAAAAAAUUCCAAACAAA
This is a messenger RNA of Aquila chrysaetos chrysaetos, 7008 nucleotides long. RefSeq names its product myocardin related transcription factor A (gene MRTFA). The transcript has 15 exons. Bases 102 to 3527 code for a protein of 1141 amino acids. NCBI's taxonomy places the organism in Eukaryota, Metazoa, Chordata, Aves, Accipitriformes, Accipitridae. The record is from RefSeq and is a predicted model, not a curated record. Gene Ontology annotation, biological process: smooth muscle cell differentiation.